Messenger RNA from Camponotus floridanus (Florida carpenter ant), 5636 nucleotides. RefSeq names its product protein ECT2 (gene pbl). Gene Ontology annotation, molecular function: guanyl-nucleotide exchange factor activity; GTPase activator activity. The coding region runs from base 149 to 4066 and encodes 1305 amino acids. The record is from RefSeq and is a predicted model, not a curated record. NCBI's taxonomy places the organism in Eukaryota, Metazoa, Arthropoda, Insecta, Hymenoptera, Formicidae. The transcript has 16 exons. Gene Ontology annotation, biological process: mitotic cytokinesis; nervous system development; intracellular signal transduction. Gene Ontology annotation, cellular component: nucleus; cell cortex.
UCAAAAGAGUCGCGCUACUGUAUAUACCGUGCCUCCGCGACGACGGGACAGACGGGAGCGUCGUUACGCGUCGAAGACGGAACACGCUCGGGAAGAGUGGAAAGGGGGUGAAAGGGGGACGGACCAAUGUUGUAACGUACGUGCCAAAAUGGAAGAGCCAAGCAUUCACAGUAUCGGCGAUAUAAAUAGUGCGGAGACAACGAAAAACUAUAUAAUACCACGUAAGAAGAGAAUAUGUUUAGUUGGUGCAGCUUGCAAUGAUCCUGCACUUAAUGCUGCUGCUCAGCAGUUUAAAGUCCCUGUAUUUAAAUCUGAAACUGGCACAGAAUAUAUUGAAGAUACCACCUAUCAUACUUACUUCGUACUCAAACAAUUCGAAGGAUCUGAAUAUUAUACUUUGUGCAAAUCUCCUCAUAGAAUACUGGGAUCUACAGCUUUGUUACAACUGGCAGAGAAAAAAGAAUCUUUGCCUAGUAUUAAGAGACCAUUGUUCACACAAGCUAUGAUAGGUAAAGUAGUGGUGUUUAGCGGCUUUCGAGCUAAGGAGGAUGAACUGCGCAAGUUAGCUAAUAUGGUUCUUCUGAUGGGCGGUAGCAUUCGAAAAGAGAUGGGUACUAAAGUGACGCAUCUUAUUGCAAACCAUUGCAGCGGAGAGAAGUAUAGAUACGCUGAUAUAUUUGAAGUACCUAUUAUGUCAGCAGAAUGGUUAACAGCAUUAUGGAAUGCCAAAGACGAUGUCUCUAGUUAUGCAGAUAGUGAGGAAUUAAUGGCAACUUAUAAAUUGAAACCAUUUUAUGGAGCAAAAGUAUGUUUCUUUGGUUUUCACGAAGAAGAAAAAAAACAUAUGUGUGAAAUUUUGGAGCAACAAGGUGGUGAAUCUACUGAAAUUAAUGAUCCAAAUUGUACUCAUGUCGUGAUAGAUGUACCUGGCUCUUACUACAAGAAAUCUAAUGCAAAAUUAUAUCUUAAAAAUUCAUCCAAUCAGAAUCCACUUUCCUUAAUGUAUUUUAAAUCAAUUUCUUCUUCUCUUUAUAAUCCUAAUUUAAAUACGAUUUCUAAUAUAAUGAAAACUAGUAAUUGUGAUAACAGUAACAUAUCAGUCAACAUUGAUGAUACAAAUUCUAUAAAAACUCAGGAUAGUGGUUAUUCCUCAUCAAAGAAUAUUUCAUCUAUUGUACAUACGCAUGAUGUAAAAUGCAAUAUAUGGAACGAUAUUGUUUCUAGUAACAUCAGUCAAGAUUCUGCUAUUAGUAUGAGUGAUCAUUGUUCUGAAGAAAAUAUUAAAUCUGGCAAUAUAUUUCAUCUCUUUGAGUUAAAUGAUUCUGAUGUAGACAUAACAAAAUCAUCUAAUUUCUCUACAUUUUCUAUGUCGAAUAAAUGUUCUAUUCCAGCAACAUCAACAAUGAUAAGCAACAAAAACAUUAAAUUCAAUAUUUCUGAAGAUUCUUUACUUAAUGACGAACAUUCUCUAUGUGAAAACGUAUCAAAUCUUGCAGCAAAUUCAAAUGAUUUAAAAAUGUCUACAUCUUAUGAAAAGAAUAAUGAACACAUAGUUUGUACAUCACCAACAAAUAAUAAUGCACUAUCUUUAAAAUAUCAUAAGAAUAUUCAUUACAUACGAAAUAAUACUUCAAAAGCUAAAAUAACUCCCAAACGAUAUAUAAAAUGGAGAAAAACUAAUUCUUGCACAUCUGUUCAUAAAAUGACAACACAUGAAAAAUAUAAAUUUGUGAAAACAAACUCGUACCCAAAUAUAUUAAAAUAUGGCCAGGAACAAUAUAACGAUACAUUUUUAUAUAAAUUAGAUGAGAGAAAGCAUUUGUCUAAAUCACACACAUCAAUUUUUUCGAAAAUAAGUCAUUUCAAUUUCUGUCCAACAUUUUUUGAUAAUGAACAAGACACUUUGACUAAUUCUCAUUAUUCUCCUCCUGAAAAAAACCUCUUUAAAAAAAAAUAUACAUCCUUGUCCAAAUCUCUUCCAAUAUCUACAAAGAUUUCAAACACUAAACAUAACUCAAGAAACACUUAUAAUUUUAAUGGAAAAAGUUGCGGUGUACAGUCUACAUCACAUGACAUAAAAACAAAAUGCACAGAUUUCAAGACUCAGAAGGAUAAAGCAUUCGUGGUAGUAGAUGAAGCCAAUGUAAAUGUACUACCAAAUCUGGCUUCAGUGUCAGCUUUCAUAGUCAAAACUGGAUGGUUUUGGGUAUCUGUACAGAAUGAGGCAGCAGCAGAUGAGAAAGAAUAUUUAUUUGAACAUUAUCUAGAAACAGCUUUAUCGCCUACUGCAUCUAAUAGGAGAAACAGUCAACAGAUAGUGGCAUCAAAUAUAACAUUAUCAAAGCAUCCGUGUUGGUUGGGUGGCCCAUUAGCUAAUAUAUUACAAAAUGGAGCGGACUCACCAGCUAGUGUCAGUGGAAGUUUUCUCGACUGCACGGCGAGUCCAGAUAAACAGUUGUUGGAUGGUAUUCCAGAGGUAGAAACUGUCGAUACAGAAAAUUUACCAAAUGUUAGAGAAAAUUUAUCAAAGCGUCAUCAAGUAUUUCUUGAAUUAGUAGAGACCGAAGCCAAUUAUGUUGGUAUUCUCAAUACAAUUAUGAUGCUAUUCAAAUUACCAUUGGAAAAUCUUGUAGGGAAAAGUGGAAAAGAAUUAUUAAAUAGCACAGAAGUAAAAAUUAUAUUUGGUAAUUUCCCACCCAUUUAUGACGUUCAUAAGCAGUUAUUGGAAGCCCUACGUUGCAGUGCCACUAAUUGGACAGAAGAUAUUAGUAUUGGCAAAAUAUUUUUGAAAUAUGAACUAGAUUUGGUUAAAGCAUAUCCUCCAUAUGUCAACUUCUUUGAAAACACAAAACAGAUGUUGGAAGAAUGCGAUCAAAACAAACCACGAUUUCAUGCUUUUUUGAAAAAUUGUCAGACAAUACCAGAAUGUGGUAGACAAAGCUUAAAAGAGCUGUUAAUUAAACCAAUACAAAGAUUACCCAGUAUUAAUCUAUUAUUAAGUGAUAUUCUUAAACAUACUGACAAAAGUAAUCCAGACUAUAGUGCUCUAGAAGCUUCCAUUAAUUGUAUUAAGAAAGUUAUGACAUAUAUAAACGAAGAUAAAAGGAAAACAGAACGCCAGUUAGCAAUGUUUGAUAUUUUCAAUGAAAUUGAUAAUUGUCCGCCGCAUUUAGUUUCUUCACAUAGAUCAUUUAUCAAUAAGUGUGAUGUAAUGGAAGUUACAGAAGGUCUUAGCGGACGGGGCGAUCAUUUAGUAUUGUUUCUAUUUACUGAUACUCUUGAAAUAUGUAAGAAAAGAUCAAAGGCUUUUAAUUCAUUAAAAAGUCCUAACACUAUAAAUGGUUUGCAAUCGAGUAAAUUAAAUCAAGGAAAACUAUAUAAGCAUAUCAAAAUGUUAUCACUCAGCACUAUACGAAAAGUUGUAGACAUACGAGAAACUGAAGGAUAUCACAAACUAUUUGCACUCGUAGUACGUGGCACUCAGGAAUUAAAGGAAAAAUUCUUUUCGUUUAUAAUUACUGACGAAGAAAUAAAUAAAACAAAUUAUUUACAGAUUUUAUGUAGACAAAUGGCUCUUGCUGUCCGUGUAGCUGAUGCUGAUACAUUACUUAUUAGAUACGAUUCGCAUCAACUCGAAGUCGGUACUGGUGAUGUAGCAUCAGGAACAUUAAAAAAAACAAUUAAGAGCCUAUUUCAUAAUUUUUACCUGGAGUAUAUGGACCCGUAUGUGUUCCUACUCAAUAGCAUGUGUGAAACCACGUUACAUGUCCCACUACCGUUUGCAUCUCGUACAAGAGCGCGAGUUGGCCGAGCGUUUAGUUUCAAUAAAACACCAAGCAAAUUAAAUAGAGCGAUGUCCACAAUUAUGUCGCCAUUUGGAUCAACACAGAGUCUUCCUCCGACAAACCAACAAAUGGCUCAGAUGCGGCUAGGUAGCUGCAACAAUAUCAGCGAGUUGGAUAAUGGUGGUUCAAGUUCUCCAAAUAAAGAUGAUGUUCUAGUAGCACCAAUGUCGGAUCAACCGACUCGAAAAGCUCUCAGUAUGGCUUCACUGCGAAGGUUGUAAUUAGUAUGCAUAAGAAAUCGUACUUUCUUUUGCUACAAAAUACAUUUCUAGUAUUCUAAAUAAAGAGACGUGCAUUUUUAACAAACCACUGUGGUAUGUUAAACCAAUAUAGAUCGUCGUAUUGAUACUAUACAACUAACAAAAAGAGCCUGAAAACCAUAAUAUUUAUAUACAUACAGUGUUCUGUUCAAAAUAAUUACAAUUAUUUAAUUUUUAUAGCAAAGUUUAGUACGAUUUCCUGAAUAAUGCUUUAUCCCCGAAUACAUCAUAUGAAAAUGAUAUUAUUGUUAUUAGUGCCAAUAAUGCCUAGUUAUUAUUGUUAUAUUACUAUAAUUAAUAUCUUUAUUUAUUUUAUGUAUUAUUUUGUAAUUAUUGUAUAUGCCCCUUUUCUUCCGCACUUACUUGCCGAUAAGAUAACGGACUAUCACCUUUUAUAUAAAUAUAGUUCGCUUUUUACCGAGCCAGUUUAAUUAUUCUAAGAGAUAUAUCGUCAAAUUACACUGAUUCGGGGAUAUUUAUUUACGAAUUUCCCAACAAAUUUUAUUAUUCUAAUGACAAACAGAGUCAAACUUAUCAAUAGACUGCAGAUAUGUGCAACAAUUUCAUAAUAAAAAUAUCAAUAGUUCAUAAAAAAUAGCAUUAAAUAAUCGUCUCGUUAAUGAACAUAUCUCGUUGUACUCACGCAGUUUUGAUGCAAAAAUUUGAAAGUAUUUCGUUUAAUAAUGGAUUAGACAAAUAUGUUAACAUUUAAUCAUAGCAUAAAAUACAAAUUUCGUAUCUAACUAAUAAAAAUAAUAAUACUUGCUUCUCUUUUAUGUAUUUCAGGCAUCAAAAAAUCUUGUGCAAUUUCAAUAUUUCACUCAUUUUUUAAUUUCCGUUUUUCUAUUUAUUAGAAUUUGUUUAGCGGGAGUCAUACAAAGGAGAUCUGAUCAUUGAACUAUAAAAAUUUAAUGCGCGAUUUCAUUUUACAUCUAUUGUUUAUCGCGAAUAUUCGAUAAUAUAGGCUUUUUUUUAAAUUUCUAAAUCUUAUAUUUAGAAACUUCUAAAUCUUAUCUAGAUUUUUCAAAGAAAAUUAAAUUUAAAACAAUGUACAAGAUGUACUCAUAAGAUAUUCAAAAGUUCGAAAUGAAAAAAAAAACAUUAUUCUAAGUAAUCCAAUAUUCUCCAUUCUAAUGUGCCAAUAUAGUAAUGUAUACCUAAUAAUAAAAAUGUAUAUCGCCUACUGUUAUGAAUUUAAUAGGCUUGCUCAGGAUAAUAUUGUAUUCAAUAUGACUUAUACGAUUUAAAUUUUUGGAAUUUACAGAAAUGAUUUAUAUAAAAUCUUAUCGUUCUCUAAGAGAACAGUGAAAACUUAAAAUUCGAUAAUUUGAUAACGCUUAAAAAUGAGGAUAGAUUUCAUAUUUCAUGAAAUUCAUAUCUCUUAAAUAUUUGUAUGGUUUUAUACCUUUAUACGAGUCUGCACGAUUCACACUUCAUAUAAGGAAACAAACAAUUGCCAAUGUUAAAAAUAUUGAAAUUAAGGAAACGAAGUAAAUGAUUUUUUCGAAUAGUUAAUUACAUAAUAAUAUGA